UGGCGGCUUUUGGAACUUUUUCAAAAUUUUGCUCCACAAAAUCAUCGUUUUGCAAGAUAUUGAUAAGAUCCCCAUUCUCGAAACCAAAUUUAACAUGUAAAAAUAAAAGUUUUCCACUAAGAAAAUAUAACCAUUAUACCCACAAUAUCAAUGGUUCUGCUACAAACCAACGAUCAUUCCCUAAUUGGAUUGCUGGCUUGCGCCUGUCGGAAAACCAUUGCUAUAUCAAUGCUUUGCAAAAUGGCAGAAGAUGUUGCAUAAGAUUCAGACACACAAAGCUUGUUGGUGCUGGAAUAUCUGUCGGAAUUGCUGGUAUUGGAACGGUGGCACUCUGUGCUGCAGGAAAUGCAAACAAUGACCAUUUGAUGAGAGACGCAAAGUUCAAUAAUCCAGACAAUAUCAAGAGGUUAAUAAAACUUGGUGUGGAUGUGAAUCAGAGACACCAGCUGGGUUGGACAGCCCUCCAUGUUGCUGUCAUCAAUAGGAAUUAUGAGUGUAUAAAAGUUCUUUUGGAAAAUGGUGCUGACCCAAAUCUUGGUGAUGACUUCAGCAAUGUUUAUCAAAUCGCCAGAGAAAAUAGGCUGAAUUCUUUGCAAGUGAUGAUCACAAGAGAAGAUGAGUUCAGUGAUCUUCUCAGCAAUCGUGCCUCUUUCAAAGGGUGUACUGCAUUACAUUAUGCCGUCCUGGCUGAUAACUGUGAGAUUGUCAAGUUACUCUUGGACUAUGGGGCAGAUCCGACAGCUGAAAAUUACAACGGGCACCGACCAGCAUCUUACGCCAAGGAUGAUCGCAUUAAGAAUCUCCUCGUUGAGAAUGAAUCCAAGUACAUCACCCAAAAACAGGAGAGAGAGGCUGAGGAGAGGUGCAAAUUCCCACUGGAGCAGAGGAUUAAGGAACAUCUUAUUGGACAAGAGGCUGCGAUUGCCACGGUUGCAUCAGCAAUCAGAAGAAAGGAGAAUGGUUGGUAUGAUGAAGACCACCCACUGGUGUUUCUCUUCCUCGGCUCCUCUGGCAUAGGCAAAACAGAGCUCGCCAAGCAGGUUGCCAAAUACCUCCAUAAGGCUGAAAAGGAAAAGAAGGGCUUCAUUAGAUUGGACAUGUCCGAGUAUCAGGAGAAGCAUGAAGUGGCCAAGUUCAUCGGAUCACCUCCUGGUUACGUGGGCCACGAGGAGGGUGGACAGCUGACCAAGAAGCUAAGGGCAUGUCCAAAUGCGGUGGUUCUCUUUGAUGAAGUCGACAAGGCACAUCCGGACGUCUUGACUACUAUGUUACAGUUAUUUGAUGAGGGUCGACUUACGGAUGGGAAAGGCAAGACCAUCGAGUGUAAAGAUGCCAUCUUCAUCAUGACGUCUAACCUUGCGAGUGAGGAGAUUGCUCAGCAUGCCCUCGACUUGAGAGAGGAGACAACACUUCUCACUGUCGAGAGGUCCAAUGAGAUAUCUGAUGGUAACGAAAUAGCCGAGAGGAUCACCAUCUCAAGGAAGUUCAAGGAUGAGAUAGUCCGUCCAAUCCUGAAGCGUCAUUUCCGUCGCGAUGAGUUCCUGGGAAGAAUCAAUGAAAUUGUGUAUUUUCUGCCGUUUUCAAGAGCUGAAUUAUCGAAGCUUGUCGUCAAAGAGUUGGAGUUCUGGGCAAAGAGGGCCAAGGAACGCAAUAGCAUCGAGCUCGUAUGGGACCGGCAGGUCAUUGAUGUACUGGCUGAAGGUUAUAAUGUUCAUUAUGGUGCUAGAUCUAUCAAACAUGAGGUUGAACGACGCGUGGUGACCCAGCUAGCCACGGCACAUGAGAGACAGCUCAUCAACAAGGGCUGUGGAUUACGCAUUGCCGUCGAGAAUCCCAACGAUGAGAUAGCGCCCUCUAAAGAGAAACAGUUACAUAAGAACAACCAGCCUCCGUCGCUCAAGUUACAGAUUGUCAAGAAAGGAGAAGCAGGGAGGGAUGAGUAUGAGGAUUUACCAUUGAACAAUGCUUCAAAUAUUUUCAAUGAGUUCAGUUAGGGCAAAUAGCUAUUAUAGUUUUGGUAUAGGAAUAUUUUCACCUCAUUGUCAUUUCUAAAGUAUCUCUUGGAGUUUCAUUACAUCUCCCCAAAUCAAUCUUCACAUACUGGACCGCAGCCUUAAUCCAUUUAGAAAUUCAUUUUGUACACAACCGCUCCAGAAAAUGAUCACUUUUGCUGGCUAGGUGUCCAUGUGUGUGUGGCAGCCAUUGGAUGUCAUCAUCAUGACACAACUCCAACAACCCUGUUUAGUCUGGCCAUUAGAGUUUUGGCACUCAAAGCAUGUAUUAAUUUUGAAAUUUUGAAAUUGCUCUGCUGAAAUGAUGAUACUGUUGUGAAUGGUGAGGCAUCGGACAAUCUAUAAUAAGUCUGUUCUGACCCUCCUGCAUAUCUUAUAGAUAUCAUGAUACUGUGCCAUAUUCAUUUUGUCUAUCAUUUGUUUGUUGUGAGAUUUGAUCAACGUUGUUAGUGAAAUUGCUGUGGUUAUUUUUUCCAUAGUCAGUAGGAGCUUGGAAAGGAUGGCAGAAUGGGUUGAAGCAUUCUGUGUAGGUGGAGUAUUUGGAACAGUAGGUCGAACUCUCUUAUGAAAGCAUCCUUAUUUUCAUACAAAAAGUAUAGAAGAAGGAGGAAUCAUGGGGAGCAGAUAAUGUAUAAUGACAAUCCCCUUGUAACAGAGAUGGAAGUAUUGUAUCGUGGAAGAAGUCAGCAUCUCUAGUCAGUUAUGUUAACUGCCAGCUUCUGUUUCAGCUCUGUGUCUGACUGUAAUACUGAAUGUUGUUCCGACUACAGGAGGCUAAUGUCCGUCUGUUCUUAGCUUUGUCUCUUAACAGAUUUUGUUACUAUCCUUGGUGAUUGUCCGAUUGUGUUGUAAAAUAGUGCUGAAGAGUAAUAUCAAUGCAUUUUGUAAUAAUUUUGUUUGGUGCAUGAAUUUUUCUAGUCUUCUCUCUUUGGGUAUAAAACAAAUAGAGCUAUGAUUUUACUGGUAAAUGUCAUUUAUGUGUAAAUGUACUUAGUGAGGGAUUUUUGAAUAAAAGAUGUAUUUUUUA
Molecule: messenger RNA, 3039 nt
Organism: Lineus longissimus
Lineage: Eukaryota; Metazoa; Nemertea; Pilidiophora; Heteronemertea; Lineidae
Product: mitochondrial disaggregase-like
Exons: 11
Coding region: 366-1994 (542 amino acids)
Biological process (GO): cellular response to heat
Cellular component (GO): mitochondrion; cytoplasm
Molecular function (GO): protein binding; ATP hydrolysis activity; ATP binding
Source: RefSeq, a predicted model, not a curated record